Messenger RNA from Talaromyces rugulosus, 4002 nucleotides. RefSeq lists its product as uncharacterized. Gene Ontology annotation, biological process: regulation of DNA-templated transcription. The transcript is spliced from 9 exons. The record is from RefSeq and is a predicted model, not a curated record. The coding region runs from base 1 to 4002 and encodes 1333 amino acids. Gene Ontology annotation, cellular component: nucleolus. NCBI's taxonomy places the organism in Eukaryota, Fungi, Ascomycota, Eurotiomycetes, Eurotiales, Trichocomaceae. Gene Ontology annotation, molecular function: NAD binding; magnesium ion binding; transcription factor binding.
AUGUCUCCCAGUAAAGUGGCCGGGAAAUCCUCCUACAAGAUAGCAUCUAUCCCCGCAGACGGUAUUGGUCCAGAGGUUAUUUCAGCAGGUAUCAACGUCCUUCAAAAACUGGCAGCCACUUUGAAGACGUUUGACAUCGAUUUUGAGCAUUUUGAUUGGGACAGCGCCUACUACAAGAAACAUGGAAGAUAUAUCCCUGACGGAGGUUUAGAAAAGCUAAAGGCUUUCGACGCAAUUCUAUUCGGAGCUGUGGGAGCGCCAGAUGUGCCUGAUCAUAUUUCUCUUUGGGGACUGCGCCUGGCCAUCUGCCAACCACUGCAGCAGUUCGCAAACGUGCGUCCGACCAAAGUCUUUCGAGGCACGCAAUCACCACUCCGAAAGUGCUCAACUGGCGACCUGGACUGGGUCAUUGUAAGAGAAAACUCCGAAGGCGAAUACGCCGGCCAAGGUGGGCGCAGCCAUGUCGGAAAACCGUGGGAAGUCUCUACCGAAACCGCCAUUUUCACACGCCAUGGAGUGGAGCGUAUUAUGAAAUUCGCCUUUGAGACUGCGCAAAGCCGGCCGAGAAAGCUUUUGACUGUGGUCACCAAGAGCAAUGCUCAGCGAAACGGACUGGUCAUGUGGGACGAAGUGGCUGCGGAGGUGGCCAAGGGAUUCCCCGAUGUGACCGUCGACAAGAUGCUGGUUGAUGCCAUGACUACGAGAAUGGUUCUCAAGCCUGAGACACUGGACACGAUCGUGGCCACCAACUUGCACGCCGACAUCCUCUCUGACCUCGCUGCUGCGCUUGCCGGGUCCAUUGGAAUUGCACCGACGAGUAAUCUUGACCCGACAAGGGAGAAUCCAUCCAUGUUUGAGCCCAUCCAUGGCUCGGCGUUUGACAUCACCGGCAAGGGAGUUGCAAACCCUGUCGCGACUUUCUGGACUGCAUCUGAAAUGCUCGCAUGGCUCGGUGAAAAGGAAGCUGCUAAACAGCUUUUGGACUGCGUCGAAGCAGUGUGUGAAAAGGGAAUCGUCACUUCGGAUCUUGGAGGCAAGGCCACCACAGUUGAGAUCACAGACAAAAUGUCGCAAAAUCCAGGCUCCAAAAAGCGCCGCCGUGAGGCAUACAACAUUGACGUCAAGCUGGUCGAAAUUUACGAAGAUCUCGCCAACGAGAAAGAGGAUAUUCGACUGAAAGCUGCCCACAAGCUGGUGUCGCGCUUCACUCCAGAGGCGAACCCCACCGCAGAGGAAGUGCAAAAGACCUUGCAGAGACUUUUUCGAGGUCUUUCCAGCGGCAGAAAAGCUGCUCGUGUCGGCUUCUCAAUUGCCUUGACCGAAGUGCUGUCGCAAGUGUUUUCGCCGAGCAAGUCAGAGGCGCUUGCUGAAUUGAGUGUCACCAAAAUCAUUGAUAUCUGGGAGUUUUCAACCAGAGUCGGAGGUGAAAGAGGACAGGAAAAUAGAGACCAUCACUUCGGCAGGCUCUUUGGAGCAGAGGCAAUCAUCAAGUCGUCUAUACUGUUCCAGGACUCUGAAUUUGAGCAGUGGUCGAGAGUUUUGAGCCUGAUAUUUGACCUGGGAAAGAAGAAGCCGUGGCUCCGAGAAGAGUGUGGUUGGAUUCUAUACCGGGCAAUCUACGAACUGGCAUCUCAAAAAAUCAACGCCAAAUACGCCGAAAGCAUUGUGGAAGGAAUAUGUUCCAAUGAACUAGCCAAAACUCCCGAGGGAGUGGCCGUCUGGCUUGCAGUGAAGGACUUGGUACCGACUGCGACUCUCCCGUCAAAUGUGUGGAAGUACAACGAUCCCCUGGACCGACACGAUAGGAAGACACUUUCAAAGGUCAUGAAGGAAUCAUCUGCAGCAGAUGAAACGGCAGAGACCGAAGGAUUGGCCAAAAACUCAUCGGGUGUCUGGAAUUCGAAACUUCACUUUGCAUGGGAUGCGGUUCUAGCGAGGCUCUACGAGUCAGAGACUACCGACAAAAAAUCCAAAGCGCCGCGUCUUAAUUUCAGUGAAUUUUGGGUUGAGGUUGUAGACAAUGGACUUUUCGCAGCUGCGUCUUCGGAUGAACGCAAGUAUUGGGGAUUCCUCGUUUUCAUGAAAACCUUGAACGAAGCCCCAAGUCCGUUUGCAGGCCAAAUAUUCACCAAAAACCUUGUCAGAUGUCUUAUGAACCAGAUGGCCGACAAAGAAAGAUAUCUAAACCGCAUGGCUGUCAAAGCCGCCAAAACAAUCCAAACCCGAGUAACCAAGGAACCAGAGUUUGCUGCAGCCGCCGGAGAGGGACUGAUGGGCUCCUCUGGAUCUGUCAGUUUUGAUCAACUGACCAAAUCCAACACGGUCGAGAAAAUCGUCGUCGAGGCUGGCCCUGCAGCCCUGAAAUCCAUCGUUGAUCUCUUGGCCGGUUUCAUCACGGUUCCGGGCACCGAGGAGACCAACGCCGCAGCUUCAAUCCGAAACUACAUUUCUCGCUUGUUCGUAUCAACAGUCAAAUCCCGCAGCUCUACCGGAGGAGACUUCCAGCCUCUAUUGGAGGAAAUGCUAUUUGUUCUUGUACGAUUUGCCUAUUUUGCCGAUGAGACAGCAAAGCCACCGCUAUCUCCAGCGAGCCAAGAGCUGUUUCGGAAUAAGAUCAUCCUCUGUCUGAACAGUCUUGUCAGCAGUAACAAAGACCCUGCCGGUGUGGCAUAUGCGGUGGUACGACAGAUUCGCAAUUUGCAAAAAACCAAUGAGCAUGGCAAAUUCAUUAUCGAUAUGGACGAGACCAUCUCAGAGUCCGUGGAUGCUGCCUUUAAAUCUUUGAAGAAACUCUCGAGCAAGGUUAAGCAUGACGAAGACCAAAAAGACCCCAGCAUCCAAGCUUUCCGACUACUGUACUCUCUGACAAUCCUCGAGGUAUACAACGGCGACGCAGACGCAGUGUCGAUGCUUGAUGAGCUGGCAUUCUGCUAUACCAAAUUCUGGGGGGAUAAGAAAUCCAAAAAGGAGGACAGGUCGGAUGCAUCAGAUGCAUUGGUGGAAAUCCUGUUGAGCUUUGCGUCCAAGCCGUCUCAGCUGUUUCGGCGCAUGAGCGAGCAAGUCUUUGGUGUCUUUGCGGAGCAGAUUACGGCCGAUGGACUACAGUCAUUGAUAUCGGUUCUCGAAGUCAAGGAAAAUCUUGCUGGCCAGCAAGAAAUGUUUGACAAACAGGACGACGACGAUGAGGAGAUGCCCGACGCUGAUGAAGACUCGGAUGAUGAUUCCGAUGCCGAUUCCGUAGAAGUCAUUGACGCAGACGAGGCCGAAAACGAUGAGUCUGAAGAAGACGAAGGUGAAGACGAAGAAGAACUUGCCGCUUUCGACGCCAAACUGGCCGAAGCCCUUCGUACCAACGGGGACAACCAAGACAUCGACUCGGACGCCGACAUGAACGAUGACGAAAUGGAGGAAGUUGACGAAAUGCUUGUCAAAGUCUUCAAGGCGCGCAGGCAAGCCACCACAAAAAAGAAAGAUAAAAAGGAUGCCAAGGAAACCAUGAUCAACUUCAAAAACCGCGUUUUGGACCUGCUUCAGGUGUAUAUCAAGAAAUGCUACUCGAGCAUGCUUGCCCUGGAUCUGAUUCUGCCACUUUUGCAACUGACUCGCCGAUCGACUGUGGACCAGAUUUCGCAAAAGGCAGGCAAUGUUCUUGCCGAGUACACCAGUCUUUGCAAAAGAAAUGCCAUCCCAACUCUUAGCAAGAGUGAUGACGGCGACGAAGAGCACGAUCCUGUGGAAGCAGUGUGGGAAUUACUCCGCAGCGUGCACAAGGAGGCCACCAUUCAGCAUCGGCAAAAGCAUUCAGCGUCGGUCAGCCAAGCCAGUCUUCUUCUUGUCAGGGUUCUUGUGGCACAGGACCGACAGAAUAUUGCCCAGGUAAUCGACAUUUAUGCCGAGACUCAAAAGACGCAAAUGUUGAGCAAGAAUGGCCAUUUCAAGUCGGGCUUCUUUGCAGAUUGGAAUGCCUGGUGUGUGAAUUUUGGCAAGAAUUCCAAACGUUGA